Molecule: messenger RNA, 2612 nt
Organism: Camellia sinensis
Lineage: Eukaryota; Viridiplantae; Streptophyta; Magnoliopsida; Ericales; Theaceae
Gene: RAP
Product: RAP domain-containing protein
Biological process (GO): mitochondrial RNA processing; regulation of mitochondrial mRNA stability; chloroplast rRNA processing
Cellular component (GO): chloroplast; ribonucleoprotein granule; mitochondrial matrix
Molecular function (GO): RNA binding
Source: RefSeq, a predicted model, not a curated record
AAGUGGGAAUCAAGGAGCUCUUGGGAUUCUGAAUAGCAGAAGAAGAACAAGAAGAAUCUGAAGAAAGAAGAAGAAAUCCCCAAAUUGGUUUUGGUUUUGGUUUGCACUCUUUCUCUCUACUUUUCUUUCUCAAUUUCUUCUUAUGAAUUACUUUGGUUUGAUUUUUGUCAUAAUUAGUUACUUACAACAAAACUAAACAAAUCUCUGUAAGGACUAAAGAGAGAGGUUAAUUAAUUCCUUGUUUAUUGAUCCCCAAAUGGAUGCAUUGUUAAACACUACUAGUUUCCCUACUCCUUCUCCUCAUAGAUGCUCACCUUCACCUCCACCAUGGCCCCCCUUGCUUAUUCUUAAUCCAAACACAACCCCAACACUUCAACACCACCACCACCACCACCUUCCACUGAUGAUAAAUACUAGUACAAGAACUGGGUACUCCAUCAGGACAUCCAAGAUGGAUUUUUUCCAUAAAAGUUACUGCAUGGCUCUAGGCAGAGAGAAUAAUUCUAUUUCCCUUAGAAAUUUAGAUAAUGCUGCUGCUACUGCUGAUGAUAGUGAUGAUGGUGAAGAUUCUUCUAGUAUGGAUUGGGAAUCAGAAUUCCUUGGGGAGCUCCACCCCCAUAAUUUCCUACCUCCUAAAAAACGAAAACAACUGCAACAAAAACAAAACUCAAAGAUGCCCCAAAACACUUAUGAUGAUGAUGGCAUGGACUGGUGUGUCAAGGCCAGGAAGAUUGCCCUCAAGUCUAUUGAAUCAAGGGGCUUGAUCCAUUCCAUGGAGGACUUGAUUAAUAAAAAGAAUAGGAAGAAGAAGAAGAAAAACAACACCACCAAGAAUAAACUGCCAAUAAAGAAUAAGAAAAAAAGGCUAGUUGACGAGGAUGAGGAUUUGGAUUUGGAGGAAGAUUUUGACCUAGAAAAUAACAAGAAUCCUCUUUCAAGGAAUUUGAGUAUGGUUGCAGGUGGGAUGUUUGAAGAAAUGAAGGAGAGAAACAUGGAAACCUUUGUUCAAAGGCUUUCACAAUUCUCCGGGCCUUCUGAUCGCCAGAAAGAAGUCAACCUGAACAGAUCAAUUGUCGAAGCACAGACUGCAGAAGAAGUAUUGGAAGUUACUGCCGAGACAAUUUUGGCCGUCGCCAAAGGCUUGAGCCCUUCGCCUCUGUCUCCUUUGAACAUUGCCACUGCACUGCAUCGAAUAGCUAAGAACAUGGAGAAAGUUUCGAUGACAAGGACUCUUAGGUUGGCAUUUGCCCGCCAAAGAGAGAUGUCUAUGCUCGUGGGUAUUGCAAUGACUGCAUUGCCGGAAUGCUCUCCUCAAGGUAUCUCGAAUAUUUCGUGGGCAUUGUCGAAGAUUGGAGGUGAGCUUCUUUACUUGUCGGAAAUGGAUAGAGUAGCAGAGGUGGCCUUGACCAUGGUCAGUGACUUCAACUCACAGAAUGUUGCUAAUGUAGCCGGUGCUUUUGCUUCAAUGCAGCACUCAGCUCCUGAUCUCUUUUCAGAAUUAUCAAAAAGGGCUUCGAAUAUAAUUCACACUUUCCAGGAGCAAGAGUUGGCUCAGGUCCUGUGGGCUUUCGCUUCUUUAUAUAACCCAGCUGACCCUUUACUGGAAUCUCUUGAUGACGCUUUCAAGUAUGCUGACACAUUCAAAUGCUGCUUAGAUGAGGAAAAACUAGAUGCUGACCGGGACAGAGUCUUAGGCUCUCAUGUGCUAAAUUUCAACAGAGAUCAGCUUGGAAAUAUAGCCUGGUCUUAUGCUGUUCUUGGGCAAUUGGAUCGGAUUUUCUUUUUCCAUGUGUGGAGAACUCUAAGCCACUUUGAGGAGCAAAGAAUAUCGCCACAGUAUAGGGAGGAUAUAAUUUUCGCUUCUCAGGUUCAUCUUGUGAACCAGUGCUUAAAGCUUGAAUAUCCACAUCUUCAGUUAUCUCUAAGGAGUGAUCUAGAGGAGAAAAUUGCUUGUGCUGGAAAAACUAAGAGGUUUAAUCAGAAAACGACUUCCUCAUUUCAGAGGGAAGUUGCUCGUCUUCUUGUUUCCACUGGCCUUGAUUGGGUCAAGGAGUAUUGUGUGGAUGGGUACACUUUGGAUGCGGCCUUGGUUGAUCAAAAAGUUGCUCUGGAGAUUGAUGGGCCAACGCAUUUCUCUAGAAAUUCUGGAGUUCCUUUGGGACAUACAAUGCUGAAACGCCGAUAUAUAGCUGCUGCUGGUUGGAAGAUAGUAUAUGUUUCUCACCAAGAGUGGGAGGAAGUUCAAGGUGGGUUUGAGCAGCUAGAGUACCUAAGAAAAAUUCUUAAAGAUCACAUAUAGGAGAAGGCAGGGAGCACCAACACUUCAUAAAAGUGAGAGAGGUGAAGUGGCAAGGGAUAUUGAGUUUGCAAAACCAAGGCAUAGAAGGAUUUGUGAUGCACCUUUUCUUAUGUUUGUUUUUUCCCCCUUCUUAUAAGAUCAAUAUACAACAGGUCUCCAGUUUUACCCACUCUUCAUUCUUAUAAUGAAGUGCAUCUGUAUCUAGCACUUCACCCAUAAGGCUGUGUUUGUGUCUAAUUUGGGCAAAGAUUUAUUGCGACCCAUAAAAAAAAAAAAAAAAAGUAUAUAAAUAUAAGUUAAACCUUUUUUCUUU